This is a messenger RNA of Leptonychotes weddellii (Weddell seal), 6054 nucleotides long. NCBI's taxonomy places the organism in Eukaryota, Metazoa, Chordata, Mammalia, Carnivora, Phocidae. The record is from RefSeq and is a predicted model, not a curated record.
AAAUAAAUCUUCCCUGGUGAAGAGAGAGGAAGGUAGCUUCACCACCCUGGAGUAUAGGGAAAUGGUUUUGAGGGGAAGAAAAUCUGUAAAUAUUUCUGGAACCUCACAGUAUCUCUAGCCUCCAAGGCAUGUUUGUUCUUUAAUCAUUCUUUGUCCAAAUUUUCCAGCGCUCUGCCCAGAAAAGUAUGCUCUGCCUCAGACCAUACAGAAACAGAAAAUAUUCAUUGAAAAUGGUCUUCCAACAGUUGGUUAUCUGCAAUCAGAUGGAAAUUUGUAACACCAGAUAUGGAGGAUGUAGGUCAUAACAUAUGCAGUGAACUGAGGUAUCUGGUAGAUGUUUAAGGUGUUUGUGUAUGUUUUAUGUAUUCUUAUAUGGUUCCGUUCAGGUGGGUGCAGUUUUUUUUGCAGUGACCUAGUAUUUCUUGUGCAUGAGCUGCAAGGAAGUGAAAUGCACGUAAGCAAAUGAAAAUUUCACAUCAUGUUCAAAUUGUUCCCUAAUAUAUCAGUUGUGUUAGAUCAAACUGAUAUUUUAAAAGCAAGCAUUGUAGCAGAAUUGAAUGUAUAUGAAAGUAUGUUAACUGAAAGAUUUUAUUAUUGAUAUUUAGUACAACAAUAAUAAUAACCAAACUGACUUAAGCCCACUCAGAAUCCUUGUAUGUACGUUAACAGUAUCUAACUAUGGUGAAUGAAUGAAUGGAUGUCUCUUCUAAGCUUUGAGGUAGAUCCAUUCGUAUAGUUUAUCUCAUUUGGUCUCAGAUAACUCUAAGAAGUAAGUGGCUGUAGGCUGAUUUUUACAGAUGAGAACUCUAAGUAUAAGGGACUUUCUCAAGGCCACACAGAUAUAGCAGUUGGCCAAGCUGAUAUUUAGUACCCAUUUUUCCUGUCUCUCAUCUAGAGUUCUGCCACAGUCCCACAGCAGCCCAUUAAAGUGGCCAAACACAUUGCGAAUAGCCAUUUUAAGUGCCAGAUCUAGUUAUUUUGCUGCAAUGCUGAGUGGCUGUUGGGCUGAAAGCUCCCAAGAGUACAUUACUCUUCAAGGUAUAAACCAUGUGGAAAUGAAUGUUAUGAUGCAUUUUAUAUAUGGAGGAACUUUGGACUUUCCAGACAAAGCUAAUGUUGGUCAGAUACUCAAUAUGGCUGAUAUGUAUGGACUAGAAGGAUUAAAAGAAGUAGCAAUCUAUAUUUUAAGAAGAGAUUACUGUAAUUUCUUUCAGAAGCCUGUUCCCAGAAGGUUGGCAUCUGUAUUAGAGUGCCUGAUUAUUGCUCAUACAGUUGGAGUGGACAGUCUUUUUGCUGACUGCAUGAAGUGGAUUGUAAAGCAUUUUGCAAGGUUUUGGUCUGAGAGAAGUUUUGCAAAUGUACCUUCUGAGAUUCAGAAAAGUUGUCUUAAUAUGUUGAUUCAGUCUUUAAAUGAUAAGAAUGCUGCUUUUCUUCUGAUGGAAAGUGACAGGCUAAUCAUCAGCUUACCCAGAGUGAAGUGGACAGAAGUAGCACUGACUAUGGCAUCUCAGCUGCAAGAAGAAUGUAUUGCAUUUAUUAUAGAAAACUUCUCCAAGAUCAUUCAAAGUGAAAAUUUUGCUCUUCUCUUACAGUCACAAGCAAUGAGCAGCACAGCUGAUCUAUUGGACAAAAUUUUAAAAGCAAUUGAAGAAAACAUUACCACUGAGAAUAGUUGCUCUCUUCUUAUGGCUCUGGACACAUUACUGAACUCUGACAGUACAAAGGAAAUGGGUUUUACGUGCAAGAUCCAGGCUCUGCGUGAUAAGCUGUGGAUCUUCCUGGUUCAGUCUUUCUAUGCUGUUCGUCACACAGAAAGCUGGAAGCUGAUGAGCACAGAUGAUCAACAGAAAAUCCAAGCAGCUGCAUUUGACAAAGGUGAUGAUCGAAGACUUGGCAAAAAGCCUGUAUUCAGCAGUUCUCAGCAAAGGAGACAAGUUUCUGACUCUGGUGUCAUAAAAAACAAAUCUUGGAGAGGAAAUAUCAAGAAGGAUUGUUGGAAUUAUCCCUCUACUAAGCAAAAGAUGAAAUCUGAUGGAUUAGGAGCAUCUGGACAUUCAAGUACUAAUAGAAACACUGUAAAUAAAACUUUGAAACAUGAUGAUUUAAAGGAAAAGGGUGGUACAAAAACAGCAUCUAAGGCUACAAAAGAACUUAAAACUGGGGGGAAGAAUGUUUCUGGAAAGCCCAAAGCUAUAAUAAAGUCCCAAACAGAAAACAGUGAUAAUGCUAAGUCAACAAACACGUCGCCUAGACAAGCUGUGGAAAGAUCAGCAGCAGCAGCAAAUGGACAGAAAAAUUCAUUAAAUGAGAAAGGAGUGAGAAAUCAGGAAGGGCACAUUACAGGUGCCAGACCCAAGGUACUCACUGGGAACUUAAAUGUGCAAGCCAAAGCAAAGCCUUUGAAGAGAGUGACAGGAAAAGAUUCUCCAUGCCUCAGCAUCACAGGGCCUUCCAGCAGAUCGACCAAUUCAAGUAUGGAAUUACUGAUUUCCACUGAAUGCCUGAAUGAACCAAAAGAAAAUGGAUCCAUAGGAGAAGAGAAGCCUUCUGGUGAUAAACUGUCCUUUUGUGAAUCUUCAGGACAGACAGUGAAAAACAGUGUGGAAAGUACCAAAACUUCUACUGUAGCAGUAAAAUCUCGACCUGUUUCAAAAGUUACCAAUGGAACUUCAAAUAAAAAAGGCAUUCAAGAAGAAACUAAUAUAAGUAGCAGUGUGCUAAAGAAGGUCACUAGCAAAGGAUAUAGUGAUCCAGUACCACAGGCAGUUUUAAAGAAAAAAGGAAAUGGCAGUGGGUGUGCUACAGCUCAGCAGAGGACAAAAAAUGCCUCGUCUAAUCUUGCUAAAACUCAAGGAUCUCAAGGAGAGUCACCAAAUUCAGUAAAAUCUUCAGUCUCUUCAAGGCAGUCUGAUGAAAAUGUGACAAAAUUGGACCACAAUACAACUACAGAUAAACAAACACCUAAGAAAAAAAUUGUCAAGCAAGGACACACACCUUUGCCUAAGGUUAAUGCAAAAAUAGCGGCAAUGUCUAAAAACUUAAAUCAGUCUAAGAAAAGUGAAACUUUGAGUAAUAAAGAUUCAAAACAGAAAACGCUUCCUGGACAGGUUAUAUUGAAAACUCAGCCUUCUUCUCAAAGACCUUUAAAAAGUGAAACAUGUGUUGUCCAAGAAAAUAUAUUUCAUGAUGUGCGUGAUAAUAAUAACAAGGAUGAUAUUUCUGAACAGAAGCCUCAUGAACCUCUAAUUAAUCUCACAUCAGAAAUCAGCAGUAGAGAAGCAUUCCAGUCAUCAUGCAAACCUGACCCACAAAAGCCAUUAAGCAAUCAAGAGAAAGAGAAAUUAGUAUUAGAAUGCCAAACUAUUUCAAAUCUGGAUAAAUCAAUAAAGCAUGAACUGGAGUCAAAACAGAUUUGUUCACAUAAAAGUGAAACAGAAUUUUCCAGCAAAGAAUCAGAUCAUCACAACACAGCUAAAAUACAUUGCUUUUCUGAUGGGAGUGGUAAUGCAGAUCCAAAAUUUUAUAACACCACUGUCCUAGAAUCCGUGAUUUCAAAUCCCAGUGAAAACUCCUUGAACUCUAAUCCUGUUUGUGAUUUAGACUCAGCAAAUGCAGAGCAAAUCCAUUCAGUAUCAGAUAGGGAGAAGCAAGGAGGGAAACAAGAUAUAAACAAAAGAUUAAGCAUUAAAUGUGUCAAAGAUGUUUUACCAUGUGUUCCUGAAAGGACGAAUGGUACCUUAAGUUCUCUCCAAGGUGACAGAAAAUCUAAAAUUCAUGUAGAAGAACAGAAAAUUCCUAGUCACUUGUCUGAUGACUCUGCUAUGAGUGAAAUCAAACAUGCUACCGCAGACUCAGAUAUUUCCUCCAGGUGUGUUUUGGAACAAAUAUCAGGAAAACAUUCUCCUAAAGAUACGGAAACGACAGAGACUCCAGAGAGCCAUGAAACUCCACAAGUUCCAUUUCUGAGCCACUGGACUUUGAGUACCAGCCGUCUGCAUCAGAGAGAGAGUCCUGAAUCUGACACUGGCAGUGCUACCACAUCCUCUGAUGACAUAAAGCCCAGAUCUGAAGACUAUGAUGCUGGAGGGUCUCAGGAUGAUGAUGGGUCAAAUGACAGAGGUAUUUCUAAAUGUGGCACUAUGUUGUGCCAUGAUUUUCUUGGAAGAAGUAGCAGUGAUACCAGCACUCCUGAAGAAUUAAAAAUAUAUGACAGUAACUUAAGAAUUGAGGUGAAAAUGAAAAAGCAAAGUAGUAAUGAUCUUUUCCAAGUUAAUUCGACAAGUGAUGACGAGAUUCCCAGGAAACGGCCAGAAAUUUGGUCUCGAUCUACAGUAGCCCACCCUAGGGAAAAAGAAAAUAUUCUACGAGGCAGUGUCCAUUUUGCUCAAGAAGUAGAUCAAGUUUCUUCCUCAGCAGAUGAAACAGAAGAUGAAAGAUCUGAAGCUGAAAAUGUUGGAGAAAAUUCCUGUACAUCUAACUCAGCUCCUCAGCAGUUUCAGGGAAUAAUUAAUUUGGCUUUUGAAGAUGCAACAGAAAAUGAAAAUCACGAGUUUUCUGCAACUAAAAAUUUUAAAAGAUCAGUCUUACUUUCAGUAGAUGAAUGUGAAGAACUCGGAUCUGAUGAAGGGGAAGCUCAUACUGCCUUUCAGCCUUCUGUGAAUUCUCUUUCACCUUCUGAUGUUUUUGAUGGCAUUUCUCAUGAACAUCAUAGAAAGACAUGCUAUUCCAGGUACACACAAGGACGUGAAGGUAGUAUUUUAGAAUGUAAACAAGAUAAAGGCAAUAGUGUAUAUAAAAACGAAAGCUCUCUCUUGGGUCCCAGCAGCAUUGACUCAUCAAGGAAAGAUAAACAGAGUGCUUCAGCCACAGGAAAAAAGUUCACAGUAGAUGUCCUGUCCAAAGGAGGCAGACAGCUUCUUCCAGAAGAUAAACAAGUAAACAGGGGAAGCAAUGUAGGUAAUGACUUUCCCCAGCAACAUAGCAGACUCUCAGAUAAUGAUAUAAAAUCUCAAGAAAGACCAUGUCAUUUGGAGCUUCAUCAAAGAGAACCCAAUUCUGACAUACCAAAGAACAGCUCCACAAAAUUUCUGGACUCCUGUCGGAGUCAACUUCUGCCUCAGGAAGGUCAAGUGAAAGAGAACCAUUCUACAGCUACCAAAAAAGCUAAUAUUGCUUUAUCUGCAGGAGACAUAGAUGAUUGUGACACACUGGCACAAACCUACAUGUAUGACCAUCGGCCUUCAAAAACCCUCUCUCCAAUAUAUGAGAUGGAUGUAAUAGAAGCAUUUGAGCAGAAAAUGGAAUCAGAAACACAUGUUACAGACAUGGAUUUUGAAGAUGAUCAGCACUUUGCAGAACAAGAUUGGACACUUUUAAAGCAACUGCUCUCUGAACAGGAUUCAAACUUAAAUAUUACGAAUUCUGUUCCUGAAGACUUAAAUUUAGCACAGUAUCUAAUCAAUCAGACACUACUUUUAGCACGAGACAGCUCAAAACCUCAGGGUAAAGCACAUGUUGACACUUUGAACAGAUGGAGUGAACUAACCUCUCCCCUUGAUGAUUCCUCAGCAAGCAUCACCAUGGCUAGUUUUUCCUCUGAAGAUUGUUCACCCCAAGGGGAAUGGACAAUUCUGGAACUGGAAACUCAGCAUUAAGAGUAUUAACACUUUGGAAAAUUUUGAACUAUGCCACCACUUUAUUUUUUGAUGCUUAUAUUAUAUCCAAAUAAUAAUUGGAUUAGCCAGAGAUAGACUGUCCUUAAUAUUGAGGGAGUCUUUACAGUUUAUUGAGGUAAACAUAAUUUGUUUAUUAAUAUAUCAUAUGUAGAAAAAGGUGUUUUUCUAAAAUUUUUGAGCAUGUUUUAUUAAUUAUUAGAGAAAUUAGUAGACUUAUAAAGAAACCCUUCAGUUUUCCUUUCCUAACUGAUCAUUUGUUCACUUGUUUAUAAUUCAAGAAUUUAAAAUGUUAAUGUACAAGUAGAUGAGUCCCUUUACUUUUUGCCCUGCAUAUGGUAACAGUAAUUUAACAAUAAAAAACAUAUUGUGCUUGUGUCAA